UGCAUUUCCUCCUCAGGCCUCAUUCUCGACCUCAGUUUUUUCAUUCUUCAUCCUCGCUCAUGGCGAAGUCCCGUGCCCUCUUCCUUUUGCUCGCCGUCGCUCUGUUCUUGUCCUCGGCUCGCGCCACGCAGUUCAAGGUCGGAGGGUCGCGGGGCUGGUCUCUGCCCGACCCUAAUGCCAUGUCAUACAACCAGUGGGCCCAAAGGAAUAGAUUCCACGAUGGAGAUUCUCUAUUGUUUGUUUAUCCGAAGGACAAGGAUUCGGUGCUCGAAGUCGACCAACAUGCCUACGACACGUGCAACACGAGCACGUACGUGAAGAAGUACGACGACGGGAACACCGUUUUCACGUUCACUCGAUCGGGUGCUUUCUAUUUCAUCAGCGGCGUCGAAUCGAACUGUCUUAGAAAUGAAUCUCUCGUGAUUCUCGUCAUGGCAAAUCGGCCCAACCGACAUCAACUGAGUCCCUCAUCGCCGCCCGCAGAGGCUCCAACGCCGUCGUCCUACCCUCCGCCGCCUUCGGAGGCGCUUGAGCCGUCUCCGUCUCCGUCGUCGCCGCCUUCGCCGCCGUCUCCGCCGCCGAGCCCGAGCGAGGUCACAGUACCAGCCGCUGAGCCUGCGCCGGCAGGGGAGGAACCCAACAACCCACCUCCUCCCCCUCCAAACGGGGCCGGCUUGAGGGUGGUGGGCUUCAUGGGCCUAGUCGGGCCUUUAUUUGGGCCUGCCUUCUUCUUCCUUUGACUAUGAGAUGGCGGCGUAUCGUUUUAAUAAUUUAUUAUUAUUAUUAUUAUUAUUAUUGUUUUGAGUGUGAUUGGUUUGAAUAAGCUGUCCAGUUAAAACAUGGAGCAUAAUUUGAGAAUAUUCUUUGUGGGUAGCUUCCUGGGGACGACGGCACGGGUACGGCAUUUGUAUGCAGAAUUCAAUGCAUCGGGAAAUUAAACAUUUUUUUCGGGUUUUUUUUU
Messenger RNA from Zingiber officinale, 961 nucleotides. RefSeq names its product early nodulin-like protein 1. The record is from RefSeq and is a predicted model, not a curated record. Gene Ontology annotation, cellular component: plasma membrane. Bases 60 to 740 code for a protein of 226 amino acids. Lineage: Eukaryota; Viridiplantae; Streptophyta; Magnoliopsida; Zingiberales; Zingiberaceae. Gene Ontology annotation, molecular function: electron transfer activity. The transcript is spliced from 2 exons.